CCUUAUCAUUUAAGUGGUGUCAAUUUGUUUUAGUUCCUUUCUUACACUUUUAACAUGGCUUCAACUCAUCCUUAUAAUCAGAUUGUCUUGUUUGGAGAUUCAAUUACUCAGUUUAGUUUCGAUCCUCAACUGGCUGGUUUUGGUGCCCUUUUGGCUAAUAUCUACGUCAGAAAGCUAGAUAUCCUCAAUCGCGGAUUCUCUGGUUACAAUACAGAUUGGGCAUUGCCUAUUUUAAAACAAUUGCUACCUUCAGUGAAAGAACAACAGGAACAAGCAAAUUCCAUUCCUUUGAUGACGAUAUUUUUUGGAGCCAAUGAUGCAGCACUUCCCUUUUCCCCUCAGCACGUACCUUUAGAACGUUAUAAGUCAAACACUAAAGCUAUGAUUGAUCUUGUAAAGAACCCCAAAUCGCCUUUCUACAACCCCAAAAUGAGAAUUAUUUUGAUAUCUCCUCCUCCUAUCAACGAAGCUCAGUGGGAAAAGCGAUGCAAUGAACAAGGCGAUAAGUUAAACCGUACAAACAAAGCUGCACGUGCUUACGCUGAUUGUAUUAUGGAAAUCGGAAGAGAAACAAAUACGCCUACUGCUGACAUAUGGACUGAAAUUAUGGAUAAAGUGGAACAUCAUGAUAGACAGCUAUCAGACUUCUUGCUCGAUGGACUUCAUUUGAACAGCAAUGGGUAUCGGGUAACGAGUGAGAUUAAUAUUGUUUUCGCGCAUUUGUGUUAAUACAUCUUGUAGGAGUUAUACAAUCUUCUUUUGAAAAUCAUUUCUGACAAAUAUCCAGAAAUUCAUCCCGAUGCCGUAGGUUAUGAACUGCCAUAUUGGAAAGACCUGUUAAACUUCGAAAAUCCUGCUGAGCAACUUCAGUUUCCCUUAUUAGGAAAGAGACCGGCGGGAAUUUAAAUUUUCGACACAUGCUUUAACAUGUCAUUUAAAACCAAAUAUUUGUUGCCAUUAGCUUAUAUUUUAGUUAUGAAAUAAACUAGCUGAAAAGCAAAACACUAUAAAUAUAAAA
Mucor mucedo is the source of this 1018-nucleotide messenger RNA. RefSeq names its product SGNH hydrolase-type esterase domain-containing protein. The coding region runs from base 55 to 729 and encodes 224 amino acids. The record is from RefSeq and is a predicted model, not a curated record. The transcript has 4 exons. NCBI's taxonomy places the organism in Eukaryota, Fungi, Mucoromycota, Mucoromycetes, Mucorales, Mucoraceae.